Austrofundulus limnaeus is the source of this 352-nucleotide messenger RNA. RefSeq names its product myelin-oligodendrocyte glycoprotein. Gene Ontology annotation, cellular component: external side of plasma membrane. Gene Ontology annotation, biological process: regulation of cytokine production; T cell receptor signaling pathway. Gene Ontology annotation, molecular function: signaling receptor binding. NCBI's taxonomy places the organism in Eukaryota, Metazoa, Chordata, Actinopteri, Cyprinodontiformes, Rivulidae. The record is from RefSeq and is a predicted model, not a curated record.
GUCAGUACCACCUGAUUGGUUCCUCUGAGCCAAUCAUCGCGGCUCCUGGUGAUGAUGUCAUCCUGCCGUGUCGAGUGGACCCAGGUUGGAACGCUGAGAGGAAGACGGUGGAGUGGUCCAAACCGGACCUGAAGGUGGACACUUCAGGCAGGCGGAGGGGUGUGGAGUACGUGUUCGUGUACCGGUUCCAGAGUCCGGACCGGGACAUAAUGAUGGCGUCGUACAUCCAGAGGACGUCCCUGUCCUCCGAGGGACUGAGACACGGAGACGUGUCCCUGGGGCUCAGGAACGUGACACUGGAGGACAACGGCAAGUUCAGAUGUUUCAUCCCGAACCUGAAGAUCGACGCAGA